Molecule: messenger RNA, 965 nt
Organism: Salmo salar (Atlantic salmon)
Lineage: Eukaryota; Metazoa; Chordata; Actinopteri; Salmoniformes; Salmonidae
Product: trypsinogen-like protein 3
Biological process (GO): proteolysis
Cellular component (GO): secretory granule
Molecular function (GO): serine-type endopeptidase activity
Source: RefSeq, a predicted model, not a curated record
GAGAGAAGUGCCAGGAAAACAAAGCACAGGUGCAGCCCAGGCAGUCAACUCCCAGAGAUCUAAAGGCUAGAGGCACAGAUACACAGGUAUAAAAGAACCAGACUAAACCCAGAGUCUCAUACAGAGACCAAGACAUGAUGAAGCUUCUACUGCUGACCUUGGCUUUGGGGUGUGCAGCGGCUGUUCCAGUGGAGGAGGAUGGGGCGUUGUUGCAGGAAGUUUGCCAACCCCACUCCAGACCCUGGCAGGUCUACCUGUGGAACACUGAGGUGGGCUGGUAUGGGGAAGAAAGGUGUAGUGGUGCCCUCAUCAACGAGUGGUGGGUGCUUACCGCCUGGAACUGCUUUGUCGAACCUGGCCACACUAUGGUUUCUCUGGGGGAGCAUGACCUGACAGUGGAGGAAGGGACAGAGCAACACAUUGGGGUGGCCAGAUAUGUGCAGCACGAGCCGUACGCACGAGGCCCCUCACACAGCCUGGCAAUGGUGAAGCUGGCAGAGCCUGCACGGUUCACUCAGCAUGUCAUGCCCGUAGCCCUACCCACACGCUGCACUCAGCUCCACGAGAAGUGUCUGGUCAGCGGCUGGGGUUCCACCGUACCGGGACAGGACGAGCCCAAACUAAUCCUGAAGUGUGAAACACAGCGGGUCAUUGAGGUCAAGAUGUGCCAGAUAGCCUUUCCUCUUUAUUGGAUUGAACACGCUUUCUGUGCUAAAACCAUCAUCUCAACCGACAACUGCCUGUCUGACCAGGGCAGUACUGUGGUGUGUGGGGGUGAGCUACAGGGGUUGUUCUGGUCCGGUUCUUCUGACGUUGGUUUGUACACCCGCCUGUGCUUGUACCUUGACUGGAUCAGUGACGUCAUGAACACCCCUGAUCCUACACCUGAACCUGUGUGGACCACCGCAGCAGCAGCUACAACAUGGUGAUUGAAAAGAAAAACAAUAAAGUAAUAUGUACUGAAA